AUGUCAUUUGCUGGCAUAUCUCUCAUCAGUGAUGGCAAAGCUGCCAUCGGCCAGUCCAUCGACGUCGCCACAGCCAGCGGGUACCACCUGCUUGUGGUUAAUGGCUACUCGCGUAUCAAUGCCACUACACCUAACGGCAUGAAGAUCCUCUCUCUCGCUUUCAUGGUAGGAGGCCAUCGUUGGUGCAUAUGGUUCUAUCCUAAUGGCGACCGCGGGAGUGCCGACUCAAUAUCUCUCUUUCUGCACCUUAUUGAUGAGAAUGUUGCAGAGGUUCUGAAGGUGCAGUAUGAAUUUAGUUUCAUUGACGAGCUUCAGUAUCAAGAUUCAGCAUUUAUUCGUGCAAGAAAGCCAGACAUUUUCUCCAGCAGUAAACCAUCUUGGGGUUACAAGUCUUUCACGAAAAGAGAUGUCCUUGAGAAAUCAAAGCACUUAAAGGACGACUGUUUCACCAUCCGAUGUGACCUCUCCAUUGCCACGACCAUUGAUCUCUUCAUCAAGGUACCGCCUUCUGGCAUACAACAAGAUAUCAGUGACCUCUUCCUGUCCAAGGAGGGCACAGACGUGAGGUUCAUGGUGUCUGGUGAGAAGUUCGCGGCCCAUCGGUGUGUGCUUGCAGCUCGGUCUGCGGUCUUCAAGACAGAGCUGUUUGGCCCCAUGAAGGAGAGCACAGUAGCAAGUGUCAUAGAUGUAGAAGACAUGGAAGCAAAGGUAUUUAGCGCCUUGCUUGAAUUUAUUUACACCGACACGCUACCUGAUAUGGAGAUAGACAUGGGGGAGGAGGAAGGGGGAGCCCAAGAAGCAUUGUUUUUGCAGCACUUGCUUGCAGCGGCGGAUAGGCAGCAACUCAGGUGGCAGAAAGUCAUGGCGAUGGGUGACCUGGACAGUCAAGCUACAAGAUGGUGCCCUUCCGUCGUCGAAGAUAUCAUCGCUGAACUUUCUCUGAACGAUGAUUAG
Messenger RNA from Aegilops tauschii subsp. strangulata, 954 nucleotides. RefSeq names its product BTB/POZ and MATH domain-containing protein 2-like. Lineage: Eukaryota; Viridiplantae; Streptophyta; Magnoliopsida; Poales; Poaceae. Gene Ontology annotation, molecular function: protein binding. The record is from RefSeq and is a predicted model, not a curated record. Gene Ontology annotation, biological process: protein ubiquitination.